GAGCGUUGUAGACCUACAUAAGUCACAUGUACUACCUAUACAGCAGUGUGGAUGAAAUGAAAUGAAAUGGUGCACUGCAGCCCCCAAAGUCGCACACCCUCUCCAAAAGUGCCUCUAUAAAAAGUCUCCCUCCGUCCUCCUCCUUACUCCUUAUUAGGUGUCCAAAAGUUGAAUCAUAAUAAAUUAUACACUAAUUAAUCCCAAAAAUCAACCCCCUCCAACAUCCUGUAAUCAUCAACCUCCCACAACAACUCCCCUCUCUCAUUUCGCCAUUUCCUUCUUCUCCGUUGCUACCAUGCGCUUAGACCAUAUUGACGGAGCCAUAAAACUCCCAAAAGAAAUCUGUUAUAGAUUACCAUAACCUUUACUACUACUCCUAUUUAGACUAAGGUCCUUCGUGACACAUUUCCCAUUACUACUACUUGCAUCUCAUUUUUUGUGCCACCAUCACUUACUGUUGCCGUUUUUCUCCAAAACCCAACGAAAUCUCUGCAACAAAAUCAUCAUAACUUCUGUAUUUUCCGACCAUCUUCUUUUCAAUUUUUUUGUCCACCCCAGAUGGGGGAUUUUUCUUCCGGGAGGCCGCACAUAAUCUGCGCCCUGCUGCUAACCUGCGCCGCCCUUCUCCCUCCAUCAACACCAGAUCCGGACGACGAGAGAUGUUUAACCCACCUCAGCGAAUCUUUACAAGACCCGUUAAAGAAACUCCAGAACUGGACUAAAACCACCUUCGCCAGCCCUUGUGACGGCUUCAAUUCAUUCCUCACCGGCGCCAUUUGCAACAACGGCCGUAUUUACAAACUUGCCCUCCCAAACCUCUCCUUGAAAGGCACCAUUUCUCCCAAUAUCUCCAGCUGUACCAAUCUUCAGGGAUUAGACCUCUCCUCAAACUCCAUCUCCGGCACCAUCCCGCCGGACCUCCAAUACCUCGUCAACCUCGCCGUCCUCAACCUCUCCUCCAACCGCCUCACCGGCCCAAUCCCACAACAGCUUUCCCUCUGUGCUUACCUUAAUGUCAUCGAUCUCCACGACAAUCAACUCUCUGGGCUUAUUCCUCAACAGCUGGGAUCGUUAUCCAGACUAUCGGUGUUUGACGUUUCGAAUAACAAACUCUCGGGUCCCAUACCUUCGACCUUGGGGAAUCGGAGCGGGAACUUGCCGAGGCUAAAUGCGAGUUCCUUCGAGGGGAAUAAGGAUCUGUAUGGGUACCCAUUGCCGCCUAUGAAGAGUAAAGGGCUAUCGGUUCUGUCCAUUGUUGGAAUCGGGUUGGGAAGCGGGUUGUUGAGCUUGGUUCUGAGCUUCACCGCUGUUUGUGUGUGGUUGAAAAUUUCGGAGCACAAAAUGACUGCAGAAGAAGGGAAAGAGCGUCAACUGAUGCCAGAUUAUUGAGCUCAAUUUAGCUGAUUGAAUUCUUUGUUAAAUGGGAAAUUUCCACUAAACGCCUUAGAUAUGAUUGAAAUUUUUCACAGGUAUGUAUGUAUAUGAAGAGUGUUAGUAGUUCUUUUUUUUUUUUUUUUGGCUUCCAUUAGGCUUUGAUUGUAAAAUUGAGCUGAAAUUUUGGCUUAUUUUGGGGAUCUCCUUUUCAUCAAACCUAAAAUUAGCUCUGUUCUUCUCGUUUGCUUUCAGAUACAGUAUUUUUGUAUUUCUUAUUAUCUGGUAUUAUUAACAUCACAUUGUAUAGUUUUGUUGUUGUUUUUUUUUUU
Molecule: messenger RNA, 1703 nt
Organism: Oldenlandia corymbosa var. corymbosa
Lineage: Eukaryota; Viridiplantae; Streptophyta; Magnoliopsida; Gentianales; Rubiaceae
Source: the annotation of a GenBank genome assembly